UGCAAAUAUGAUAUUUAUGAAAAUUUUACGUAUAAAAUGUUAAAAAAAUAUAAAAGAAGAACUUCUUCAACGUUUUUAUUUUAAAUUAUGUUGAUUUUUAGCAAUUAUUACGAAUUAAAAUUACGUUAAACGAAACGCAUUUCAAAACACCAAUCAGCGUUCAGUGACGUCACUCGUGCUGUGUCAACUUUUAGAAGUUAACUUUGCGAUUAAUAGGCAGUAGUGCUUUAUUUACGUAUUAUUUACGUUUUUAAUAAAAAUGGAAGUUAGAUUUAAUAAAACAGACUCCAAAAAUUUACCAAAAAAAAUUUUUUUGUCGUGAGUGCAGAGUUUUCAAGUGUAGAAAUGAAAGGCACUAAAUUAGUACGGUAUGCAUGAAUGUUUUUAAACGUUGUUUGCAUUUUAUUCAGCAAUUUCUAAACAUAGCAGUUAUAAUUUAGCUCAACGAGAGAAUCUUACGGCGAUAACGCAAUCGGUUAUAUGCAAAUUAAAAGAGAUGGAGAUGGAUUAAUUAUGUACAGUGAAAAGUCGAGUUACUCCAGAGCACAAAGUACGAAAAGAAGGUUAUCGUGUUACAGCUGUAAUAAAUGAAGCACAAAGCUUAGUUCUGUCCUGCCAAUGCGAAGAUUGUGCAGCUUCUGCAGGUCAAGUAUUACGACAUUAAUGAAUAAUUAAACUGUUCAUAAAGAAGAUUAUUUUAAAUGCUAUGAGGUAUUUAUUAUCAUGACUAAAACUUUAUCAUAUACAAGUGGGUGCAAGCAUGCUGCUGCACUAUUGCUAUGGUGCACAGAAGGUCUGAGCAGCCUCUAAUUACGUCCGUCACAUGCUAUUGGAAGAAGUCGAAAUUAUCUACAUGUGCUUCUGGAAAAUCUGUCAUAAAAGCCAAAGAAAUGGGUCAAGUUUCAGUCACAGUUUCUCUCAAGUGGAUAUUUUAUAAGAAUUUGUAGAUGCUGUCAAUAAAAAAGAUUGUCAGGGAAGUAUUCUUCUUCGUGUGUUCAAGCUUGAUUGGAAAGUUGGACUCUCCAGAAUCAUUUCUUGAAGCAUUAUCAAAGCAAAUGACCACUGAUAAUAUAAAUAUGGUAUUUUCCACCACCAAACAUCAAAGUGAUUCACCAAUGUGGUUUGAAUUGAGGUACAGCAGAAUUACUGGCUCAACUCUUUAUGAAGCCGCUCACUGUAGAACAAUAAAUGGUUCCCUUCUGAACGCAAUUAUGGGAGAACAUUCAAAAUUUACUUCCAUUGCGAUGAGUAGAGGGAAAAUACUAGAAAAAAAAGUUCUCAAAGUAGUAAGCAAGAAAGAAAAGAUUGAAAUUGAAGAAGCUGGACUACUUCUUAAUGCCGAGUAUCCUAUUUUUGGAGCAACACCUGACGGGCUUACUGAAAAUUAUACAAUAGAAGUCAAAUAUCCUUCAACCGAAGCUGCCAUACUUUCCUAUGUGAAAUACAAUAAAAUAACACCAAAAUGUUGUGUGCCAUAUGAUAACAGCAUUGUAUCUGUAAUGAAUAUUGCAAAGAAAUUCUGGAUAGAUGCUGUAUUUCCGAAAUUAAAAGAUAUAUAUAAUAUAUAAGCACAUUUUUUUGUUUUUCAUAAAUUUAUUAAAUAUUUCAUAAAUUUAUUAAAUAAAACUAUGCUUCGAAAAUAUUGUUUUUUAUUCAAUUUUAAUUAAAGGUGAUUAACAAGUGCACAACAAAUGAUUAUACUAUAGUCUAUUUGGGGUAUGAGAAAAUGAUCUACACAGGCAUUUAGAAACUUUGUAAAAGUAGAUGGACACAUAGGCACAAAACAUGAAUCAACACGACUUUUAUCCGAAUUUUUUCGGUAUUAUGUCUUGUGAUCACUUGAUGUGGAUGGAUAUUCCAUUUUAAAUUAUUACAAAAAACUUAGUGGAAAGUCGAGAAAAUUUGCAAUUUAUGAUAAUCAACCAGUGUUUCAACUAUAAAAAUUUUCUUUCCCCAUGCCUCAAUUCCGAUUUCCCCUUUUCAGAACUUUUUUCCCCUCAAAAAUUAUUUUGCUGUAGUUUUGGCACUUUUGUUGUAACUAAAAGUUUAAUUUUUAAAUAUAUUUUUUAUAAAUAUAUACGGGACAAAUUACACUGAUUGAGUUAGCCUCGAAGUAAGUUCGAGACUGUGUUACGAGAUACUAACUCAACGAUACUUUGUAUAUUUUAUAAUAAAUACUUAUAUAGAUAAACAUCCAAGACCCAAACCAAUCAGAAAAAGUUCUUUUCUCAUCAUGCCCUGACCGGGAUUCGAACCCGGGACCUCUGGUGUCACAGACAGGCGUACUACCGCUGCGCCAAAGAGGCCGUCGAUAUAAUUUUAUAUAUAAUAAAAAUUAAUAUAUGAUUACCUAAAAUUUCCCCUUUUUCUUCCCCUCUGGACCCUGAUUACCCCUUAAAAGGGGAAUUUCCCCUCAUUGUGGAAACACUGUAAUCAACGAAGGCAAGCACGACCAGUGUCAGACACGUGUGACGUCAUUGGAAGUGUAGGUCCGUUUUGGCGCGAAAAUUUAAACGAUCAGUUUAAAGCCGCAUUUUUUUACGAUAAAUUAGAUUGUUUUAAUUUUUUUAAUAUGUUAAGACCUAUUUUACAUGGAAUUCUUUAAAAUGAAAUCAAAACUAAAAUUAUUGCAUGUUCCCUAUUGAA
Amyelois transitella is the source of this 2646-nucleotide messenger RNA. RefSeq lists its product as uncharacterized. The record is from RefSeq and is a predicted model, not a curated record. Lineage: Eukaryota; Metazoa; Arthropoda; Insecta; Lepidoptera; Pyralidae. The transcript is spliced from 4 exons. Bases 948 to 1568 code for a protein of 206 amino acids.